AAGAAAAAAAGAUACAACCAACAGACAUUUACCAUUGUCAUUUUCGGAUAAAAAUAAAAAGAUAUUUUAACACUUUCCACAUCUGUAAUGCCAUAUUCACAAAAUAUUUACACUGAAAGUGUGUCUUAUGUAUUACUGAACACUUUUCAAGACAUCAAAUGUUGCAUUUUGGGUUCUGGGCCAUUAUUAAGGAACGCAGCUUGAGGGCUGUUCCUGUUCAACUGCUGGUGAAGGGGGCGUCUCUCACUGGUCAUCAGACUUGUGCUGGGAAGCGAGAGAGCAAGCCACUUCCUAUCCCGCGCUGUGCGUUUGUCUUCUUCAGCAGUUUUGUCAAAAAACUGACAAAACAAAGCAGCAUUUUAACCAAACAUCAUGAGUAACAUCAGCUUAUAAAACAGGACCAAUGCGACUUCUCCCUAUGUGCAAAAGUGUUCGAACACCAUGCAUCGCAUCCAUUGCUCACAAGUCCGCUGUCUCUUGCUUCUGUUCGUUUUGUUCAUGCUUGAGUGUUAUUUUGGUCUGUUAGUUAAUAAUAAUGCAACAAAACCAAGGAAAAUAUAUUAUUUAACUACGGACAAAAAUGAGAGUCAUCAUGAACAAGUCUAUUAUAAAUAUCCGUUAAUUAAUGGUGAGAAAGUCGCAAUGGACUACAAUAUCGGAUACAACUCUUCAUAUGAUUGGUUCAUGGCAAUGAAAAAGUUCUUCAAAAAUAUUGGUGAAAAUGAAACUGUAAGAUAUAAGAAAAACACGCCCAAUUGUAAAUUAGAUACGACUACAUUGGGUCCUAUAAAAGUCCUUAAAAAUAAAACAAAUCUGGAGUAUGUAGAAGAACAGAAUCCUCACGUGUUGCUUGGGGGCUACUAUGCGCCUGCGCAUUGCCGUUCAACCUAUCGUGUAGCUGUGAUAGUACCUUACCGGGAUCGUAAAGACAACUUGGCUAUUUUCCUUCGUCACUUGCAUCCAUUGCUUAAAAAACAGUUACUGGAGUACAGGAUAUUCGUCGUUGAACAACAUGGUACAGAGAAGUUCAACAAAGGCAGUCUAUACAACAUCGCGUUCCUGGAGACGCAGCGGUUCGGCUCGUGGGACUGCCUGGUGUUCCACGACGUGGAUCUCAUCCCGGAGCACGAAGGCAUCCCCUACUCCUGUAACCAACACCCCACACAUAUGUCACCUGCAGUUGAAUCCUUCGGAUAUGUUCUGCCGUAUAAACUCAUCUUCGGUGGUGUAACUGCCCUCACUCCGCAACAUUAUAGAUUAGUCAAUGGCUACUCUAAUUUUUAUUGGAAUUGGGGCGCAGAGGACGAUGAUUUUUAUGGCAGGUUAGAGUCAAGAAAUAUUACCGUGUCGCGGUAUAAUAGUUCAAUAGCCAGAUAUGCCACACUUCCACACAACUGUACAAAGAUGGGAAAAGAACGAGCUCUACUCUUAAUGAUAUCCAAAAUACGUUACCAAAAGGAAGGUCUUUCAACCACUAUUUACAGGCUAAUAAACGUUACUGAAGUUAAACUAUAUACCCACAUAGUAGCCGAUGUAAAUCCCACUAAAAUGAAACUGGAUAUGAAGAGCUUGAUGCAAAGAGUUCUGAGUCUGUAUGGCCAAACUAUUGUUUAUGGACACAAAGAAUUUGUUUUGUCGAACCCGGCUAAGUUUGAAAGGAUUUAGUUUUUUUUUGUUGUUACAAAGUAUUUUUUUAUUUUUCUUUUUUUAGCAAAGCUUAAAAAUGUUUCAAUCCUUCUGAGGACACAUUAAUUUGACUAUGUUCUAAAAUCACCUUCCCAUUAGCAAAUUAUUAUUAAGUACGGAGAGGUCAAAACCAAAAGUAAUUAUAUGUAUAACAAAACUGCUGGCAUUUAUUUCGGAUAUAAGAUUUUUUUUAACUCACUUUUGUCAUCAGUUGUCUCUCUGAUAUUAUUUUUGUGUUUUGCCUGUAAUUUUUGCUUGCUGAAUUUACUUAGGUACAUUCUUUGGUUGAAAAGUACAAAUUCUUUCUCUUCUUUCUCACCAUGAACCUAACAUUCAAUUGGGUAUAUUGUAAAAAAAAAUAUUGUUUUAAGAAAAGUAUUGUAUUUGUGUUAAAUAUUGUAUUUCGAAUUAAAUAAUUUAAAAUCCA
Messenger RNA from Helicoverpa armigera (cotton bollworm), 2113 nucleotides. RefSeq names its product beta-1,4-N-acetylgalactosaminyltransferase bre-4. The record is from RefSeq and is a predicted model, not a curated record. Bases 442 to 1665 code for a protein of 407 amino acids. Gene Ontology annotation, biological process: carbohydrate metabolic process. Gene Ontology annotation, cellular component: Golgi apparatus. Lineage: Eukaryota; Metazoa; Arthropoda; Insecta; Lepidoptera; Noctuidae. Gene Ontology annotation, molecular function: galactosyltransferase activity. The transcript is spliced from 9 exons.